AUGAAUCCCGAAUACGAUUACCUUUUUAAGCUAUUACUCAUUGGUGAUUCUGGCGUGGGAAAAUCAUGUCUCCUCUUACGGUUUGCUGAUGACACAUAUACCGAAAGUUAUAUCAGUACCAUUGGUGUAGAUUUCAAAAUUCGAACAAUCGAUCUCGAUGGUAAAACAAUCAAAUUACAAAUUUGGGAUACCGCUGGUCAAGAACGAUUUCGAACUAUCACCAGCAGCUACUAUCGUGGUGCACAUGGUAUUAUAGUUGUCUACGAUGUAACAGAUCAAGAAUCAUUCAAUAAUGUGAAACAGUGGCUCCAAGAAAUUGAUCGUUAUGCUAGUGAAAACGUCAACAAAUUAUUGGUUGGAAACAAAUGUGAUUUGACAGCUAAAAAAGCUGUUGAAUAUUCAAAAGCAAAAGAAUAUGCCGAUUCAUUAAGCAUACCAUUUUUGGAAACAUCAGCCAAGAAUUCCACCAAUGUCGAACAGGCAUUUAUGACUAUGGCAACCGAAAUCAAGUCUCGUAUGUCGUCAGUACAACCGGGACCAGCGGGUAAAGCAUCAUCAGGUGUGAACGUUGCUUCACCUGGCAAACCAGUUCAACAAAGCGGUGGUUGCUGCUAG
Adineta ricciae is the source of this 615-nucleotide messenger RNA. The record is from the annotation of a GenBank genome assembly. NCBI's taxonomy places the organism in Eukaryota, Metazoa, Rotifera, Eurotatoria, Adinetida, Adinetidae.